Molecule: messenger RNA, 730 nt
Organism: Tachyglossus aculeatus (Australian echidna)
Lineage: Eukaryota; Metazoa; Chordata; Mammalia; Monotremata; Tachyglossidae
Product: C-C motif chemokine 27-like
Exons: 4
Coding region: 466-696 (76 amino acids)
Biological process (GO): immune response; positive regulation of T cell chemotaxis
Cellular component (GO): extracellular region
Molecular function (GO): chemokine activity
Source: RefSeq, a predicted model, not a curated record
GGCGUGGCGGUGGGCGUGGCCAGCCUCGCUCCUCCUCUCCUCCCCUUCUCCCCGUCAGACGUUGACGCCCCCUGCUGGGCAGCAUCGGCCUCGACCCCGGCCGGACCUUGCGUUCGAGGCUUUGUGGUGUCGGGAGACCCUCGACCUCCGACCCCUAGGCAUCCCCGUGCUGUGACGUCACCCUCCCGCUGUUGCCUUGGAAACAGCCUCCUGCUCGAGGGCGGGAGGGAGAGCAGCCGCCUAGGUGCAGAAGAGGCCUCAUUGGGAUCCCGAGGAGGCGGAAGCCUGGAGAGGGCCAUCGGAGGUGGCCCAGGGCCUGCAGAGCCUUGCCAGGGGGAGGAGGUCAGCCUCGGGAGCCCCGCUGUGCCCCCCCAGGAGUCAGUUGUGGCCCCAGAGUGGAGAUGUCUGUGCUGAGGAAGUACGAAGUGGCCCAGGAGACUGAGGAGGACAUUGUUCCCGGUCCCCAUGGCAUCCUGCUGCACAGAGCUGAGCCGUCACCUGCUGAAACCACAGCUCCUGAACAAGGUGAUCGGGGUGAACUUGCAGGAAGCCGGUGGGGACUGUCAUCUCCAGGCCUUUGUGCUGCACUUGAAACGCCGCUCCCUCUGCGUCCACCCCAAGAACCGCUCCCUGACCCACUGGUUUAAGCAGCUGCGGAAGCUGGGCCGGGAUCAUCUGAUUCCCCAAGGCGCGUGAGGCUGAGGCCCGGUCCCUCAGUAAAGUCGAGCUC